GCUUCACGCCACCGAUACCACCAUCGUCAGCCAUGACCGACCCCCUCGACCCAUGCGCCGUUCUCGAGACGCUCGCGCAAACUGUCACUACUUCAUCCGUCACGCUGCGUAACCAGCACGACGCUUUCGCCGCGGUCUUGCACGCCGCCCUUGUGCGUCUAGACUUCCGCCUCGUUGGGCUUGCUGAAGAGGACAGGCUGAGCGACUAUCCUGAGCAAAGCGGUCAAGCUGCAGAAGGCUCCUCAUCGUCCUCUACGAUCGCCUCGACCUCCCGCCUACCUUCCCCAGCUUGGUUCGCUCAAGGCCCGGAAUCCUACACCUUCCGCUACAGGCAUGAUCAAUCCAGCCUCACAUUCCUCAUCAAAGUCAUCCGCAUGUCCUCGCGCAUCCUCGUACACGCAAGCAGUAUCGAAGCGCAGUCCAGUGGAGAGAGCAAGACGGCUUCGCUCGAGGUCAGCGUCGACGAAUACACGUCGAAGAGCUACUGGCCGUACCCUCGCCCUGAGGGACAGACGGAGCCAUUGGUGAACGGCUUCAUCGGUGCUAGUAGGCUCAAGGACCUGCUAUUAGCCUUCAAGGGCAAGGUGGUGCAGAAGCUCGUUCCUGGGCUACGAAAGGAUGGGUACCAGGAAGAAACCAGUCAAGACGAAGAGGCUGCAAGUCGUCGUGCAGCUGGCUCCUCAACUCAGCAACCUCGCCCUCGUCCCCCUCCGAGCCACGACGAUGACGACCCUUUGGCGGGAGGCGGCGUCGGUGGUGUACCCUACCGACCUGGCGACAUACCCGGUCGCAAUCCUCUCGCAAUCGGGGAUCGCGACCUCCAACCGCUGGGCGGGAUGCGCCCUCCUGGCUCCUUUGGACCUCCUCCCCUCUUCGGCGGCGGCGGCGGCGGCGGCGGGAUCGGUGGGGGCAUGGGCGGCGGCAUGUAUCCAUCCGGCUUGGAUGACCCCCUCUUCCGUGAUCGCUUUCCCGGAACAGGCGGAGGCGUACCCUUCGGUGGAGGCACAGGACAGCCUAGGGGCCCUUGGGGAGGAGACGGGUUCCUACCCCCUGGCGCAGUACCACCGGGUGCGAGGUUCGAUCCUAUCGGGCCGAUGGGGCCACAACCUGGGUUCCCAGGACAAGGAGGGGCAGGAAGAGGGGGACAAGCUCCACCGGGUAGCGGAGAUCCGGAUUGGGAUGAUGUGCGACCCCCAAGGAGUGGGGAUUAUGAUUCAAUGUUUCAAUAGGCGGCGCGGAGCGGAGGCGAGCAGCAGGCUCGCCAAUCUCAAUCAAUGUACAGUCACUCAUGUCAUGUUGCAUGCCAUGGCCAUUCCAAUGACUGUUCUAGCUACGUCUUCCGGCACCUCUUCACUUCUCCUUACUCUCGACCCUCACAACCAGCCCCUCACCCAAUCUCUCCAGCUCAGCGAGCACUGCCUCCUUAUUCAGCUUCACAUUCUCCCCGCCUUCCUUCCCGUCCACGGGCAUCGCGUUGAACCCGAUUCUCGGCUUGAACCUCUUGCCCUCUCUCUGGCUCAACGCCGGGUUCCAAAGACCACCAACGACGUCCCCACCGUUUACAUCGUAGUAGAGUCGCAGCGAGUCAGAGUAGAGGCCGCGAAGCAGCUGGACGAAGGA
This is a messenger RNA of Jaminaea rosea, 1620 nucleotides long. RefSeq lists its product as hypothetical. Bases 33 to 1229 code for a protein of 398 amino acids. The transcript has a single exon. NCBI's taxonomy places the organism in Eukaryota, Fungi, Basidiomycota, Exobasidiomycetes, Microstromatales. Gene Ontology annotation, biological process: proteasome-mediated ubiquitin-dependent protein catabolic process. Gene Ontology annotation, molecular function: proteasome binding; endopeptidase inhibitor activity. The record is from RefSeq and is a predicted model, not a curated record.